ACUGAAAGUUUUGAGCCCUGCGGCGGCAGGAGUUUGGCUUGAUGGCGCUAGUAUCCUGUGUCUAGGGAGGUCUCGCCCAAGAUUCUGCACCUUAAACUCCCUCCUGAUAUGUGCAUAUCAGGGUAUCCCACUUUUCCCCCAGUUCCCCAAGAACGCGUCUCCCCUGACUAGUCCCGGAGGCGCAGUUUUGGUCUGAUAUUGCAUCCCUACCCUUGGUAUUCCCUUUCAAUCUGACGUUGUGACUUUUCCUGGGCUGUGCGUCGGUUGUCCAGUGCUGGAGAGCAAGGGCACAAGACGCCGGGGACACAGACCCUCUGCCGCGGGCUAUGAGUGAGAACCUGAGCUGGUCUGAGCAGCUCGAUGCCCUUCUCAGUGCUACUGAUGGAAAUGUGGCCAGGAUUAAGCAGCGGUUGUAUCCCCUUGGCAUUUCUGCUGCAGCAGGAGACCUGACUGGGACCUGGAUUUCCCCUCGUCAUUUGCUUCCCCAAUCAGGAGCCCAAACUCAACAGCCUUGGGCUCUAGAGACUCCUACUGUUCCAGAGAGGCUGAGUUGGGCUGAGGCCCAUAGGGCAUCUUCUCUCUGGGAUGAAGUUACUAUUCUUAGAUCCCAGCUUCGAUCCCAGGCUCAGGUGACUGAGGCACUAAGACAAGCUGUGCAUGGCCUGCUGGAAGAGCAAGAGCAGCAGAAGUACCAAAUCGGUGCCCUGGAAGCAUCACUAAGAUUACUGCAGGCGGGCCCAGAGCGGAAGGCCCUUCUUCUGGAGAAACGCCUGGACAGGCUGAGAAGGGAACUGUGGGGCAUUCGAAGUCAGGUGCAGGAACAGGCCCAAACCCAAAUACAAGCAGGACCACAGAAGUGCAGUGCUACCAGUGGCCUUCAUCAAGAGCUGCAGAAUGAGAGGCAGCUGCUGUGGGAGGAGUCAGAGGUUCUGAGGGAGGAACUGAAGUUGCUGCGGGACCAGCUGACUCAGCAUCAGGAGCUGAUGCUGAAACAGAUGGCUGAGGGGCGGCAAGCUCAGGUCCGCAGCUGGAAGAUGUUGGAGCAGUUGCAGAGUGGCCAGGAGGGCAAGGAGGCUGCCAGGACAGACGCCCAGGAUGCCCGGCGGGAGCAUGACCUCAGGACCUCCAUUCAUGUCCUCCAGUCUAAGCUACCCCUGGCUACCACGUUCGCCAUGUCUGUCUCUUCACCUAGCUCUGAAGUCAGUCGUCAGGACAGUAGUGGUAGCUGGGAACUUUUAAGGAAGCUAGAUGAGGAUCUCCAGAAGAGCACCCUUUCUAACCUGAAACCCAGCAACUUUAAGCUCCACGUCCAGAGCCUUGAGCAGAAGGACCUGUCCUUUAAUGGCCCCAAGAUACUCCUGAGUGACCUGUAAGGACUUGUAAGAGUCGUAGGAUAAAGUCUUCUUUACUCACCUUCCCUUCCAAGGCCCUGUUUUUGGGCUUAUUGCCCCUACUCUCUUGAUCUAGCUGGUAUCUGCCCUUCCUGUCACUGCCUGCCCAUCUGCCCACCAACUGCAGUAAAACGGUUUAACCUUC
Messenger RNA from Miniopterus natalensis, 1536 nucleotides. The record is from RefSeq and is a predicted model, not a curated record. Lineage: Eukaryota; Metazoa; Chordata; Mammalia; Chiroptera; Miniopteridae.